GAAAUCAUGUGACCAAAUCGUCACUAUUAAUUUCACUGUCAUCAGUCGGAAAAGACUGAGAAAUGACGAAAUUUAAUGAAACUUGAAAUAAGUGACGUGUCGGAAACUGGUUGAACAAAUGUUUAAGACUGAAAGUAAAGUGCAAUUCCGUGUAAGGGGGUCGAAUCAAAGGAUUGAUCACACUUCUGCGGGCGCACAGGAGAAGCAGGAAACCAGAAGUAAAAUAUUCGGUUGCAGUAACUUGUCAACCGGAGCUACAGGGCCGCUCAAAGGCGAUUAAUAAAAGGGACACAAAUAUAGGCUUGGAAGUAUAUGCAUUAUGCAGUCAGAAUGAACAACGUAAGGUGUGACUCUAAGCGACCGUUACAAUGAGGAGCAGGCAGAGGGGUGGGGCGAACCUGGGCCUGCUGCUGCUGGCCUCUCAGAUCUUCCAGAUGGGCGUGAACAACAUCCCCCCUGUGACUCUGGCGACGCUGGGGCUCAACGUCUACCUGUUCCUGGCGCCCCUGGCGCCGCUGAUGCAGGCGUGCAUCAGCGUGCAGACGUGCUGGGGCAGGGACUGGCGCCGCCUGCUGCUGGCCCCCCUGCACCACGCCGAUGACUGGCACCUGUACUACAACAUGGUGUCCCUGCUGUGGAAGGGCUCCCGGCUGGAGCGGCGGCUGGGCGGGGCCUGGUUCGCCUACCUGCUGUCCGUCUUCUCCCUGCUCACGGGCGUGGCCUACCUGCUGCUGGAGCGGGGGCUGGCCGAGCUGACCCACGACCCCUCCUACGACAUGCAGUGCGCCGUGGGGUUUUCAGGAGUGCUGUUCGGUUUAAAGGUGGUGAACAACUAUUACUACCCUGGAGGAGCCACCAACGUGAUGGGCUUCCCAGUGGCCAAUAGAUAUGCCUGCUGGGCGGAGCUGAUCCUAAUUCAUGUGAUGUCACCAGGGACCUCAUUUGUGGGACAUCUGGCUGGUAUCCUUGUGGGGCUUCUCUACACCACAGGUCCUCUGAAGUCUGUCAUGGAAACAUGUGCAGGGGUUUUGACAUCCAAUGGAUACAGUGCAGGACAAAGAAACUACUACAGUUCCUCAGGAUACAGUGGUUAUGGUGGGACACGUUCAAAUUACCCCUACCCCCAGAAUGAGUCCCCCAGGACCCACACUUCCCGCCCGGGGUUCCACCCCUAUGCCACUGGCCUAUCAGAGGAGGAGGAGUAUGAGGCUGCAAUCAGGGCCAGCCUGAGAGACAGAGGGGGCGCUGCUCACGAAAGCCCAGCCUAUGGGUUUAAUAUCCCACAACAGCCAGAUGUUUUGGAGGAGGUUCGACAGCGCAGACUGCAGAGGUUUGACCGCUGAGGAGGCUCGCUAGAGGGCGAGUAGUCUCCCCUGAGGAGUGCUCGGGAUGAGAUUGGGCGAUGAAGGGUUAACUCUGCGGACUUGGGUGGCAUGAGUCCCUUCUCCUCCGCUUGAACUACAGCCAAAAUGUGUCUGUUUACAAAUCUGGAAGUAGUACGAAGAUCAGUCUUCAUCAGACUGCCUUCACAUCCAGCUAAGUGCUGAGUAUCUUAUACUCUGAUAGGCUUUCACACAAUUCAUUGGCCCCAGCUUUUUAAACCAUACAGUUUUCUCUUAACAUGGUUUGCCCGCUUUGCAAAUCAGUGGCCAUUUUUAAUGGAAUGAAAGUAAACCUGGUCAGGAGUGGACGGACUCCUGCUCAACAUCGGUGGACUGAGCCAUAGGAAACAGCUUCGUUUUGACUGAAAGGACGCUGCUUGGUCAUUGAACAGGUUAUUGUUUAUUGUAUUUCCUAAGCUGAUUACAAAAAUAUAUUGUGAUUAAAAAAGUAUAUUUCAGUAUGUCCUACAACAUGUUGGAUUUGUAAUACAUUUAUGUAUUUGUACAUAUAUUCAUUUAUUUUUUUGUAAAAUAAAAAUGUAUUUUUCUUUUUUGUUAUAAGGUAUAUAAAGAUUUGCUGAACUAUUCAUAAGGAUUUUACAGAAUCCUCAAAGACAAUGUUAAAUACUCUUCAUAUA
Anguilla anguilla (European eel) is the source of this 2020-nucleotide messenger RNA. It is a transcript of the gene rhbdd1, whose product is annotated as rhomboid domain containing 1. Gene Ontology annotation, cellular component: membrane. NCBI's taxonomy places the organism in Eukaryota, Metazoa, Chordata, Actinopteri, Anguilliformes, Anguillidae. Gene Ontology annotation, molecular function: serine-type endopeptidase activity. The coding region runs from base 369 to 1343 and encodes 324 amino acids. The transcript is spliced from 8 exons. The record is from RefSeq and is a predicted model, not a curated record.